AUGAAGACUUCAAGAUUUGACAUGGAUUCAGCGUUUGUUUUCAAGCUUAUCUUGAUUCUGUGUGUUGUUGUUCGUAUCUUCAACUAUCAAAAAGAGUAUAAUGUUGACAUUGAAGCUGAAGAUAGUGAUAGCCAGCGGCAAUUUGUUACAUGUCAAGAUCAAUGGUCAGCUUUUAACAACUCAACAGAGUCUAAUACAGAUCCCAGUGUAUAUGAUUUUGAUCUCCAACAUGUGAAAAAUGUUACCGACCUUCAAGGUUACUACAAUUACUAUUACUACACCCAGAAUGCCCUUAGGUGUACGGCUUGGAGAAAGGUUAAGGCACAAAUCAAUCAGGUGCCACCUUCAUUUGCUCUGUUUUUCUCGGGUGUGAUUUCUCUCUUCACUAUCAGCUUUUUGCUAGGCAUGGCUGUAAGGACGAACUUAAAGGCUACUGGAGAAUUAAAAAAGCUACUAGAGCAAGUUAGUGGCACUGUAGAUGAAGUACGAAACAGCACAAGUCUCUGUUCCAAGUUAUGGAAAUCCGAAGUGGAUGGGCUCCACAGCCUGGUGGAAAAUGACCUUGUAACCAAGUGCUUACGAGCUAAAAAAAAUGUUGGAGACAAUGAAAAUUGGACUACUACCGAAUUACGAGGUCGCGGGUGUUAUUGUAGCGUAGACCAACGGAAUGAUAAACAUGAAGCCACGGUACUCGUUAUUAGUAGCUCCAGCAGCAGCAAGGAGUCAUUGCAACAAUUUGAUAAGAGUGAUACUUGUGAUCUGGGUGUAUGGACCGAGUCAGCCUCAUCUCCAGAUGUAGAGAUUCUUGGUCCAUCUCAAUUUCUGGGAACUGCAAAUAAGAAAUUUGGUGCUACUCAACGUUCAUUUGAUAUUGUAUCAGCGGAGGGAAGGAAAGAAUGGUCUAUUUACAUGCGAGAACAAAUGUCAAACCGAGGAUUUAAAGAUUGGCGAGGUCAAGAAGAGUUGGAAGAUCAAAAUGUCCUUCCUCUUCAAUAUAGGGAUGUUGUUACUGUAGACCAAAAUAACAAGCCACUCAAACGUAUACUUGUUCUUGGACGAGGUUGGGUUUCUUCAAAGCAAAUGUGUCAAGAGAUUGAAGAGUACGGAAUUGAUGCGUAUGUGAGAAAGGAGCAGAAAAGAUUAAAUACAACAGCAUAA
Lizanozyma spartinae is the source of this 1158-nucleotide messenger RNA. RefSeq lists its product as uncharacterized. The record is from RefSeq and is a predicted model, not a curated record. The transcript has a single exon. Bases 1 to 1158 code for a protein of 385 amino acids. NCBI's taxonomy places the organism in Eukaryota, Fungi, Ascomycota, Pichiomycetes, Serinales, Debaryomycetaceae.